Colossoma macropomum (tambaqui) is the source of this 5827-nucleotide messenger RNA. It is a transcript of the gene ece2b, whose product is annotated as endothelin converting enzyme 2b. Gene Ontology annotation, molecular function: metalloendopeptidase activity. Gene Ontology annotation, biological process: protein processing. The transcript is spliced from 20 exons. Lineage: Eukaryota; Metazoa; Chordata; Actinopteri; Characiformes; Serrasalmidae. Bases 436 to 2733 code for a protein of 765 amino acids. Gene Ontology annotation, cellular component: plasma membrane. The record is from RefSeq and is a predicted model, not a curated record.
GAGCGCUCAAUGGCAAGAAAAAAUGUAGACAGAGCAAAAGAGAAAGCAAGGGCGCGCGCGCGCGAGAGAGAGAGAGAGAAGAUCAAAGGAAAGAGAGAAAUUAAAGAGAGAGGGACAGAGAGAGAGAGAGAUAGAGCGAGAGAGAGAUGGGCGGGGGGAGGAGAGGGAUAGGCUGCAAUGAGGAGCUGAUAGCGAUCUCCCACAGUCGUCGGCGCAUGUUGCUGAGCGCCGCUCGCAGUCAGUCGGAGGGGAAGAUCACCGUGUUUGACCAUCAUGCCCGCCGCCCUCUAAACAACGUCAGGCGACCAGCAGUAGCAGCAGCGCUUUGGUAAAGGCAUGGCUUAGCCCGCCGGCCCCUGUGAAGCCCCCUGCAGAGGCGGAGUGAGUGAAGAGCUCGCCUCCCCUGCUUCUUCUCCCCGGCUCGCUCUGUGCACGAUGAGCCUGGCGCUGCAGGAUCUGCGGAACAACAUGUCCAACUACAAGCGUGCAACCUUUGAGGAGGAAGAGGGGGCAGACAUUCCAGCCGAUGGAGCCAUCUCUCCCGAUAGUGUGGAGGUGGGCUUCCGGAAGGGUGGUAUCCAGUUUUUUGGUCCGUUGGGCCGGAGAACUCAGUUGGAAGUGGUGUUAGCUGGUCUGCUCUUGGCUUCUCUACUAGCUCUUUUCGGUUGUGCCAUCACUCUAGGGGUCCACUAUAACAGAGAUCCAUCACGCAGCCUGUGCUUGACGGAAGCGUGUGUGACAGUGGCCAGUAAGAUUGUGGAGUCAUUGGACCGCACUGUUGACCCCUGUCAGGAUUUCUAUCAGUACGCAUGCGGGGGCUGGAUCCGCAAAAACCCACUUCCUGAUGGCCGCUCACGCUGGAGCACCUUCAACAGCAUCUGGGACCAGAACCAGGCUGUGCUCAAACAUCUAUUAGAAAAUGGAACUUUUAACUCGAGUAGCGAAGCAGAGAAGAAAGCUCAGUUCUACUACUUAUCCUGUCUGAAUGAGCAGCGCAUCGAGGAGCUGGGAGCUCAGCCACUCAUCGAUCUCAUUGCUAAGACUGGGGGUUGGAACAUCACUGAGCCCUGGGAUAAGGAUAACUUCAUGGAUGUGCUGAAGACAGUGUCAGGCCCAUACAGAGCUCAGCCCUUCUUCACUGUGGGGGUCAGCGUGGACCCCAAAAACUCCAACAGCAAUGUCAUUCAGGUGGACCAGUCGGGGCUCUUCCUUCCCUCUCGGGACUAUUACCUCAAUAAGACUAAUGAGAAGGUAUUGAAGGCAUAUCUGGACUACAUGGUGGAGCUGGGUUUGUUGCUGGGAGGAGAUAAGAACUCCACUCAAAGUCAGAUGCAGCAGAUUCUGGACUUUGAGACGGCGCUGGCCAACAUCACUGUACCCCAGGACGAACGCAGAGAUGAAGAGAAAAUCUACCACAAAAUCACCAUCGCUGAGCUGCAGUCACUGGCCCCUUCGGUGGAUUGGCUUGACUACCUGUCCUCUGUCCUUUCACCCCUGGAGUUGAAUGAUACCGAACCGGUGGUGGUGUACGCCAAGGAGUACCUGCAGCAGGUCUCGGAGCUCAUCAACAAGACUGACCGCAAUCUGCUGAAUAACUACAUGAUUUGGAAUCUGGUGCAGAAGGGAGCAUCCAGCCUUGACCAGCGCUUUGAAAAUGCCCAGGAUAAACUACUGGAGAGUCUCUAUGGCACCAAAAAGUCAUGUACUCCACGCUGGCAGACAUGCAUUGGGAACACAGAUGAUACGCUGGGUUUUGCUUUAGGGGCGCUCUUUGUCAAUGCCACCUUCGAUAAAGACAGCAAAGAGAUAGCUGAGGGCAUGAUCAAUGAGAUUCGAACUGCUUUUAAAGAUGCGCUGGACAACCUCAGUUGGAUGGACAAGCAGACACGACAGGCUGCCAAGGACAAGGCUGAUGCCAUCUAUGAUAUGAUAGGCUACCCUGAUUUCAUACUGGACCCCAAGGAGCUUGAUGAUGUUUAUGAUGGGUAUGAUGUGUCAGAAGAUAACUUCUUCCAGAACAUGCUCAACUUCUACAACUUUUCAGCACGGGUGAUGGCAGACCAGCUCCGCAAACCUCCAAACAAAGACCAAUGGAGCAUGACUCCCCCCACAGUAAAUGCAUACUACAUGCCCACCAAGAAUGGCAUUGUCUUUCCUGCUGGAAUCCUGCAGGCUCCCUUCUAUGCUCGGGACCACCCAAAAGCACUGAACUUUGGAGGCAUUGGUGUGGUGAUGGGGCAUGAACUUACUCACGCUUUUGACGAUCAGGGCAGAGAGUAUGAUAAGGACGGAAAUCUUAGACCCUGGUGGCAGAAUUCUUCAGUGGAUGCAUUUAAGAAUCGCACAGAAUGCAUGGUGGACCAGUACACUCAGUACACAAUCAAUGGAGAACACAUAAAUGGAAAACAGACCCUGGGAGAGAACAUUGCUGAUAACGGAGGCCUAAAGGCUGCCUAUCAUGCAUACAGAUCUUGGGUGCAGAGAAAUGGAGAGGAGAAAAGACUCCCAGCAGUCAAUCUGACCAAUGACCAGCUCUUUUUUGUGGGGUUUGCACAGGUGUGGUGCUCUGUACGGACACCAGAGAGUGCUCAUGAGGGCCUGAUGACGGACCCUCACAGCCCACCCAAAUACCGUGUCAUCGGAACAUUGUCCAACUCGCCCGACUUCGCCCAGCAUUUCCAGUGUCCACUGGGCUCUCCAAUGAACUCAGGCCACCGGUGUGAGGUGUGGUAAAGCUAGGAGCAUGGUGAAGAACCAGGGGCCUCUGGCUUGCUUUGCUUUGACAAGUCAGAGCUGAAUGGAUGGACUAUACUCUACCAAGCACUGGACCUUUUUCUUUUCUUCUUCUUUUUUCCGGUUAUGGAAUAUGAAAUGUUGUUGGACACAAAGUGGACUUGAACGGGUUGGGCCAGAGCCUGGAGGAUACACAGGGAGUGUGUUAGCUAACGUUUGCAUUGUCCAGCAUUGUAGGCAACUGAUUUCUCACUCUCCUUCUGCACGGCCACAAAAGCCCACGCAGGGCUGUCUUAUUUAUUAUUUGCUGCACUUGAACUUCUGGGUGAUACGGUGAGGAUGAGGAAGAAUCCCCAGCCCUUUCCUAUGCUUUUAUGUGUUUUGUUUUUUUUUUGUGCUUCAUGACCUGUUUACAGCAACCGUGGACGGGCUUUCUUCUCCAGGAAGAAAAAAAAAAGACAUUGUGAUGUCAGAGGGAGUGCCCCUCCUUCACUUUGACUUCAGAGGAAAUGUUUGGCUCCCUCUGUGACCUCACAGGAAGUGCCAUAUGCUCUUAGUGACCUCACAGGAAGCAUUAGAAAGUGGAAACGCUGAGCUCCAGCCAGGAGCCAGUGGGAAGGAAGUGUUUUGAGGAUAAAAGUGUUGCGUUUUUUCUUGUUGCAAUCUCACCAAUAAACUGUCGACCAGCAGUUGGUUCAUAAUGGGGACAGCCACUACUCGUUUCAUUCAGCCUGUGUAUAUUGUCAUUAGCAUAUUAUGUUGACAAAGUUGAAAUGUUAUUUUAAACUGCUUUUUGCCAAAGAAUAUUUUUGUUUUUUGUUCCCGUGUUUUCUGUGUUCUGUCUGCUUUUGCUUACUCACACACUGGUCAGGAGAUGUCUGUUAUACCCUGCGAUGUUUAGCUGGCCUGUGUGUGUGUGGGUGCUCAGAUGCACAUAUGUGCGCCGACAUGGGUGUCUGUGAAAGGACAGAGAUGUAUGUCUUCUUUUGCUAAACUUUCUAUGACGUCUAGUCUGCUGAAGUGAUUUAACACAUUAUCUUUUUUUUUUUUUUAAACCACUAAAGGAGAAGAGAAGCUCUGUCACUGAUGCUCUUUUCCUUUUCUCUUUGACAGUGUUUCAGGCUGUAUAAGUGAAGGUGUCAUGGGUUAACCGACCCAAGCCACACUUGGACUGAUGCUAAUUCAACUUCCAUCUGUGAUGGUUAGAUUUUCCAUGUAUAUAAUUCUCUGGCUAUCCUCAAUCUUCACCCAACAAUGCUAACAUUGUUAACAAUGAAUAGAAGCUAGUGGGCACCAGUUAUCAAUUUAAUUUCCAUAACCGUUUUCUAGCUCAUCUCAGCUAGCGUGCAUUCAUCACUAGCAGUGUUAGCAUUUCUUUACUGGUCUUCAUUGAUGAGCCUUGUGGUUUACAAAAGGAUAUUACUACAAGGGGUGGGCGAUAUGGCAGAAAUAUUACAUCAUGAUACUUCGAGAUUUUCAUGAAACAUGAUAUGCAUCACAAUAUUUAGUUUUUCUGAGAUUUAACAAAGAAAGUUGGAACAGAUAAAGGGAAUCUGUAGUGCCACAUAAUAAUAAUAGUAAUAAUAAUAAUAAUAAUAAUUCUGCUACAAUGAUUUUAUUCAGUGUUUUACAACUGCACCAAAUCCAGUUAAACAGGCCUAAUUAUGCUCACUUUGUAAUGAAACAUGUAGUUCUUUAACUACUGACAAUGUCCACGAUUCAGAAAAGCGAAUUAUAACAUAGUUUAUCACGACAGCGAUAAAAUAGCGUCAUAUUGCCCACCCCAAAUUACUACCCACUGCUACCUGCUCUCAAUCCCAAAGCAAACUGACAUUUUAUUUGUUUAAAAGCUGCUGGUAUCUUCACUUUUCAAGCACCCUUUAAGUGAGUUCAUGUUUCUAAAGCCACUUGAAGGUGUUUUCAGUCUUGCUAGCUUAGCCACACUAUGAGGAGCUGGGUUUCCACUAUGCCAUUGAAUCAUGUGAGCACUCGCUGUCUAUUUAGCACAUAACCACACAUUGUGAAUUAACUGUGUUAAUCAAUCACUUGAUGCUAAUUUUGGACCUUCAUUCAGAUAUUGUAUGUAUAGGAUUGCAAGUGUAGACUCAUUCAUCAGAAGGUUUCAGGUCCCUCCGUCUGCCUUAAAAUGCACUUCCGUUGGAUGGAGAGGGGAAAAAGAUGCUUUGGUUGGCUGUAUGAGCCUGCAGUGCUAACAUCCCUGUGCUAACUGCUCAUUGGUUGGUCUUUCCAGAGACUGAUCAGGCUAGUCCUUUGUGAAGUUGCACCUCCGUUGCUAAGUAUGCUUAUUGAACCUCCAGCCAGAGAAACUUCACUUCACCUCCCUGCUUUCUCCCAAAAUAACACAUGUCCCCCUUAAGUCUCUCUCUUGGUGCGAUACUCACUUAGAGAAGUUUUAACUUCAUGGCUAUACUGAGGCAUUUGUGAUAACCCUCAAAUAUCUACAGAGUGAAAUAUAGACCUACAGGAAUAAUAGUGCAUAUAUAUGUACAUGGUUAUAUUUAAAAUGAAACUUGAAGGCCUUCAAAUAGACGUUGUGUGCCAUUAAGUGUUAUUGAUGUGUGCUUUCACCAGGACUUUUUUCCCCAUUUUUUCUAGUGGUGAAUCUUGCCAAAUGGCAGGUUUGCUGGCCAGUCAAGAUCUGUCUGUGAUGUUUUUGACCAGUGAGAAAGUAGCCUUGUUUGUCAUUUCGUUGUCAAAACAUUAUUAUUCAAGAAAUCAAGAAAUAUGUCCUUUACCAGUUACUGUCCAAGGAUGAUAUGAGUGGGGUUUGGUUCUCGUUUGCUCUGUGUUUGUCAUUUUUCAUCUUUUUUGCUCCCUUUUCUUUAAGAUGUUAUGAUGUUAUAGCCUUAUUUAAUUCACCAAGUGUACAUUUCCUUGACUGAUAGUUUAUGUUUUUGUACUGGUGGUAUUGAAGGUUAUACUGACUGCUUUUGAAUUUGUUAGUCAAAAGGACGUUCCCUGUCAUCAGUUCAAUCAGCAUCUGUCAGAGGACGCUCUGCCCAGCCUAUAGUGCAACAUUCCACCUAGAAAAAUAUAAACAAAUCUGAAAUAAAAACUAUAUAUUAUAAAAAAA